Molecule: messenger RNA, 1177 nt
Organism: Phytomonas sp. Hart1
Lineage: Eukaryota; Euglenozoa; Kinetoplastea; Trypanosomatida; Trypanosomatidae
Source: the annotation of a GenBank genome assembly
GUAUGUUUUUCUUUUCUUCAAAUAUUCCAAUUUUAUGUAAAUUUAGUUUUUUAAUAUUAUGAAUCCCAAUUUAGUAAAGGCUGAAUCUGAAAGCUCAGCUAUAGUGUCUAUACCAGAAUAUAAUCGUAGUUAUCAUCAUUCUGUUUGUAAGGCGUAUAAUAUUAUUCAUCAUGUUGUGAACACAUUGCGCAUGGACGUCACGGUCUUUGCAACGGCGAUGAGCUACUGGCAUGAAUUUGUUCUUCAGCAUGGACGUAAGAAAAUUCAUGAGGUUGUACUAGGUACCGCAGCCGUCUUUUUGGCUGGAAAGGUGGAACACUACAAACUGCGUGUUGAUCAAAUGUUGAAAAUUGCGCUGGAGAUCGACGUUGAUAAAAAUCCAAAGGGUGAGGAUAUAGAAGCCUGGCGACGCAUGCUGCUGAAUGUGGAGCUGAUUCUGCUCGACUUUCUCAACUUCGAUUGCCAGCGGAGCCAUCCAAUUAAGCUGCUGCUGACUCUACUUGAAACUCCUAACAACCAUCCACCGUCCAAGCAGACGAAGGACGAAGUUGAUAUGGUCAAGCAGCUUCAACAUGUGGCGCACUGUCUGUAUAUGAUAUCCCUUAUUAGUCCCCUGUGCGUGAGGUUCUCGUUCCAAAAGAUUGUUACAAUUAUCCUAUACAUGGUGGUUUAUUUCUCUGGCAGUGAAAAUGCGUAUGCGCACAUCUGGAAACAAUAUCCGAUGCCCGCGAUGGAGGAAAGAGAUUACAUUAUCGGUGUUAUAAUGGAUACUUUUAUUUUUACUAGGAAGCAAACUGGACUACCCCAGCUAGAUGACCUGAUUGUUGCUCGACGGAAACGUGUACGUGAGGAAGAAAGCCUUCCCAUGGAGACUCUGCGCUCAUCUGGGUUUCACAGCAGCAGUGUUGGCAGUGAAAGCUAUGAGGGCUCACCCUUUGUGCGUCCGAUGGAUUAGUGUGAUUACUCAGGAAAUACGAUAUAAACAAUCGUUUAUGCCUAAUAGUGUAAGAGUGCAUUUUUUAACUUAUCAAAGGUUUUCUGUGUUUAGGUAUUGGAGUGACCUAUUUCCAAUGAGUUUUGAGCCUUCUGUUGACAUCAUUAUUUGUAUGUGUACAAUAAAAUUAUCCUUAUCCUCACCACGGCUGUUUCAUUCAAAGUGUAACAUUUUGUUAUGUCA